Messenger RNA from Oncorhynchus keta (chum salmon), 737 nucleotides. RefSeq names its product cornifelin-like. Gene Ontology annotation, cellular component: cornified envelope. Lineage: Eukaryota; Metazoa; Chordata; Actinopteri; Salmoniformes; Salmonidae. The transcript has 4 exons. The coding region runs from base 182 to 529 and encodes 115 amino acids. The record is from RefSeq and is a predicted model, not a curated record.
GUGAAUUUGGUGUUUUCACUGCUGUUGAGAGUUGUCUUGAGAAACAUUGUAGGAGUGUGUAACCAGCGCUUGUUCACAGCUUUAGUAACUUCCUGUUAGUGUAUUGACUCAGAUCAGGAGAGGCUCAGAGCUGCAGACAAGAUAGUUUUUAGGUGACUGAAGCUGACCCCAUUUGAUUGACAUGUCAAACCCAGUCAUCACCCACCAGCCAGGAGCAGGCUCUUAUGGGACAAAUGUGCAGACGGGCAAGUGGAGCACUGGGCUGUGCUCCUGCUGCAGUGACAUCCUAGUCUGUGCCUUGGGCUUCAUCUGCCCAAUAGCAUUAAGUUGCUACACAGCUGACAAGUACGGUGAGAAUGUGUGCCUGGCCUGUGUUCCAGGAGGCAUGACAGCCAUGAGGACCCACAUGAGAUUGACCUAUGGGAUUCAGGGGACAAUAUGCAAUGAUGCAUUGAUGACCUGUUGCUGUGGAUUCUUUGAGACGUGCAGGAUGGCCCGUGAAAUUCGCAUCAGAAAUGGAGACGUUUGACUUGUACAGUCACUUGAAGACAUUUUCAAGUGGAAGUUAAAUUAACCUUGUGUCACAUAUUGUUGAUACAUAUUGUCAAUGUUAUACUAUGUACAGUUUUACUUUUGUAUUGUUUAAAUUUGACCCCUACCCUCAACCAGUACUGCUUAAAGAAUUCAUGUAUGAACAUAAGAUGCACAAUAAAGUUGUGUUUUUUUCUUGUUUUCAA